AUGGCGACCGCCGCAGUCUCGCAAGGUCAAGACAAGGAAAACUGCGCGGAGCCGACAUCAGUAAUAACGUCUCAAGCUGCCUUAGCCUUGCACGCGUCUAGUCGUCGGGACGAUAAUCCUACUAUACUCUCGACUGCUAUUGUAUACGUUCAUGAUAACCACGGAAGGCAAGUCGAGUGCUGUGCAUUGUUGGAUUGCGGUUCGCAAGCCAAUUUUGUUUCUAGAGGAUUCGUGACCAAGCUCGGAUUAAAGCCGAGGUCAACGAACGUAAUUAUCUCAGGGGUGGAUGGCGCAACCACCAAUUCUAAUCAAAGCGUCCGUUUAAGGAUACAAUCUCGCUUAAAUUCAUAUUCGACAGAUAUUGAGUGUAUUAUGACCGAGCAAGUAACAAGUGAACUUCCGGCGUUCACCUUCGAUCGCAGCAUCUUUGACAUUCCUCGCAACUUAGAGUUGGCUGACCCGCAAUUCUACGAAUCUUCUAAGGUCGAUUUAUUACUAGGGGUUGACAUAUUCUGGGACCUAUUGUGCGUGGGGCAGGUACAAGCCUCACCUAAGCACCCAACGCUGCAAAAAACGCGCUUAGGGUGGAUUUUAGCUGGUCGAAUCGGUUUUUCGAGGGGGGAUCCUAAGAAAGUACGGUCCUUUCACGCAACUAUAACCAACGCACAAAUACACGAUCAGCUCAGCCUUUUUUGGCGCCAGAAAGAUUGCGUUGAGCAUCCAACUGGUUAUACUCUAGUGGAAACUCAGUGCGAACAGCACUUUCUAAACAACGUGUCUCAGAAUCAGGACGGUAGAUUUGUGGUCAAGCUUCCCAUCAAGGAGCAUAUAAUCAGCGAGCUAGGUAGUUCAAGAGAUAUCGCGUUGAAGCGUUUGCGGAAUAUUGAAAAGCGUUUCGAGCGUGAUCCUAGUCUGAAGCUACAAUAUACGGAAUUCAUGAACGAGUAUCUGGUUUCAGGACAUAUGAGGGUGGCGGACGAGCAACUCGAGGAAGGCUUCUACUUGCCGCAUCAUUGCGUUUUCAAGGGCUCUGAUCGGUCUUCUAAGAUCCGUGUAGUCUUCGACGCGUCGUGCAAGGGUAGUAAAGGGACAUCUCUCAAUGACGCGCUCACGGUAGGGCCGGUGGUCCAACAAGACUUAAUGUCCAUUUUGCUACGAUUCCGUACACAUCGCUACGCUAUUUUAGCCGACAUAAUUAAAAUGUACCGGCAGAUUCUGGUAGAUCCUUCUCAGACGAGAUUUCAGAGAAUAUUGUGGCGUGACAAUGCUAGCACAGACGUACAAACAUACGAACUGACAACAGUCAUGUACGGUACUUCUUCCGCCUCUUACUUGGCUACGAGAUGCCUGACAUAUUUGGCGGAGCUGCAUGAGUCGACAUACCCAGUAGGAUCGAAAUGCGUCAAACAGGACUUUUACAUGGACGAUAUGCUCACAGGAGCAGACACAAUUGCUGACGCCGAGGUUAUAAUACAGGAGGUUACACAGCUAUUACGAUUAGGACGUUUCGAACUUAGUAAAUGGGCGUCGAAUUGCUCACAACUGCUUACCAACGUAGAUGGUCAGAAAAGUAGUUCAACUAUCAUUAGUAGCGGCGCACAUCCACGUGUUUUAGGAGUUUUGUGGAACCAAGCUGAAGACAAGCUAGGGUUCUCGUACGAAGCUGACGUAAAUCAUCACACGGUAUCCAAGCGCUCAGUAUUAUCAGAUUCCGCUCGAUUGUUUGAUCCCUUAGGUAUUCUAGGGCCAGUUGUAGUUACGGCAAGGUUCAUUCUCCAGGAGCUUUGGCAAGCGGGCUGUGCUUGGGAUGAAUCCGUCCCGCAAGCUAUACAAUCACGAUGGCUCAGAUUCAAGUCACAGUUACCGGGAUUAAACGAUUUCCAGAUUCCUCGAUGCGUUAAGUUUGCGUCGAAUCAUCGACUCGUUCAGGUACACGGGUUUUGUGAUGCUAGCCAGCGUGCCUAUGGGGCGUACAUAUACAUUCGAACAGAGGGCAUCGAUGAAUAUCGCUUAGAACUCCUUUGCUCGAAAUCUCGCAUCGCGUCUCUCAAGGCUAUAUCUCUUCCAAGGCUGGAAUUAUCUGCGGCGUUGCUAUUAGCUCAACUAUUAGAAAAGGUCAGAAACGCGCUUGACUUAUCACGCAACGCUAUCUUUCUCUGGUCGGACUCGACAAUAGCCUUGAAUUGGCUGACAUCACCUUCUCGAAAGUGGUCCACCUUUGUGGCCAACCGGGUCGGCGAAAUACAACGCCUGACAAAACCAGAAUGUUGGGCUCACAUUUCUUCAGCUGAUAACCCCGCGGACGUGUUGUCGCGCGGCGCCGAUCCUUACGAGUUAAUAAAUUCUUCAUUGUGGUGGCAAGGCCCGACCUUCUUACGAUCUCCUCAGGAUCAGUGGCCUAGCGGAAAAUUCACUCAACUCAAGGACGACAUACCGGAGGCGCGGGUAACCUCUACAGUCGCGGUUUCCUUUGAACUCUCUGUGGUUGACGAUUUAGCGGACAGGGUUUCUAGCUUAAACAAACUCUGUCGCAUUCUAGCCUAUUGUUUCAGGAUCCGUAAAACACAUCGUCCGAGCCCGCCAACUAGCUUUGUCUCACAUAAUGAAAUUUCGCACGCCCUAAAUACGGCAUGUAGGGUAGUGCAAAGAACCUCGUUUUCCGAGGAAUACAAGGCAUUAAGUAAGGGCAAGCCUAUUAGUACGUCUAGCAAAUUACUCUCGUUAUCGCCGUUUAUGGAUGAAAUUGGGCUAAUUCGCGUGGGGGGUAGGCUAAGAAAUUCCAAUCUACUCGAGGCGCGACACCCGAUAUUGCUACCUCGCGAACACAAUUUUACAAAACGCGUGAUAAGUCAUGAACAUGUGCGUAACAUGCAUGCCGGCGCGCAAGCCACCAUGGCCGCCAUCAGGCAACGCUUUUGGCCCCUUUCGUUUCGGUCAAGUACGCGUAAGAUUCUGCGAAGCUGCAUAACAUGCUUCAGAGUCAAACCAAUUCAAUCAGAAGCUAUAAUGGGUUCCCUGCCGGCCAGCCGUGUCACGAUGUCGAGACCAUUUUCGCACUGUGGCGUGGAUUACGCUGGUCCGAUUAUAAUAAAGGAGGGCAAACGACGAAAUGCCCGGAAUAGUAAGGCGUACAUUUCUAUCUUUGUGUGCUUUGCCACCAAGGCGGUCCAUAUCGAACUGGUGAGCGAUCUCACUUCGGACGCGUUUCUUGGUGCGCUUCGGCGUUUUAUCUCUCGAAGAGAUAAACCGAUAUGUAUGUACUCUGACAAUGGCUCUACUUUUAUAGGAGCUCAUAACCAGAUCAAGGAGAUUCGAGACUUCCUCAACUCUCAGCAAGUGCAGGCAGACGUAAAACAAUUCCUGUGCGAGCAAGAAACUACGUGGAGCUUCAUUCCACCUAACGCGCCUCACUUCGGAGGAUUGUGGGAAGCGGCCGUGAAGUCGGCCAAGUAUCACAUGUCGCGUAUCGUUGGCAGAGCCAAUUUGACCUUUGAAGAACUGCAGACAGUGCUUGCUGAGAUUGAAGCAAUCUUGAAUUCACGUCCGCUUACGCAAAUAAGUAGCGACCCGAACGACCUUUCCUGUCUCACUCCAGGGCAUUUUCUGGUCGGAACGGCUAUGAAUAGUCUCCCUUGCCGAGAUUUAAGCGACGUGAACGAGAAUCGAUUAAUGCGAUGGCAGCGAGUUGACCAGAUAAGGCAGCAUUUUUGGAAAAGAUGGAGUACCGAAUAUCUCCAUUCUUUACAAGAACGUCACAAGUGGAAAACUAAUAAAGGUACACAGUUGAAACCUGGGCAGCUCGUGCUCAUAAAGCAACAAGGCCUAGCUCCGAUGCAAUGGCUAUUAGGGCGAGUUCUGGAAACUCAUGCCGGCUCUGACGGCAACCCGCCACAUUCCAACGCCGGCUCACAUUCGAGCGCCAGGGCGUAUCCGCGUGCGCUGCACGCAUCGUUACCGGACAGAGUCCUACAUCCUCCACGAGGCCAGGGACAUCCGACGAGGAUCGUCGACGACGAGCAAAUCAACAUUACCGUCGACGGCAAGCUCGAAUCUGCUCUCGAGGCGCGGUUCAAGGGAUUGAGAAGGCAUCUAGUGACGACCUACAUCGAGAAUCGUCUGUCAUCGCUCUUUCCAACCGCACCGGCGGAACAUCGUCAAGUCGCAAGCACACAUAAGUAUCGCGUGUUUUUCGUAGACAGAAUGCCCGACGAAAACAUAGCGGUUCUUAAAAAACAACGUACGGUUAUUAAAUCAUCGUGUACGCGUACUAAGACAUACGUGGAUUCGAUCACGGUUCUUACGCCGUCAGUAAUAGCGCAGCUCGAGGAGCGCAAGUUGAAAUUAGAUUCCAAUUGGUCGGAUUAUAAUACGGUUCAAGCGCGAUUAGAAGCAUUGGACGAUGCUGAGGCUAACGAUCGUCCAGGAUUCGAGGAGGCGUACUUCGCGUUGUCGGCGAACAUUAGGGAAAAACUAGCAUUCUCCGUAGAAGCCACGCGUAGUUCAGCGCCGUCGCCAGCGCCUUCGAGUGCCUCGAAUGGUCAUGACUCGAACGCGCAUGUACGAUUACCGAAGCUUAACCUUCCGACUUUCAGCGGUAAAUACGACGAGUGGUUUCCGUUUUUUGACACCUUUAAUGCAAUUAUACAUUCAAAUACAUCAAUUAGCAAUGUUCAAAAAUUUCAAUACUUGCGUUCUUCUCUUUCCAGUGAGGCCAGUGAUGUCAUCAGCUCGCUGGAGAUCUCUGACGUCAAUUAUGAGGUUGCUUGGCGAUUACUGAAGGAACGUUACGAUAACAAGAGAAUAAUCGUACACACGCAUAUUAAAGCCAUCAUGGAGCUUCCAUCGAUGGUCAAGGAGAAUUCCAGCGAGCUGAGGCAGAUUACGGACGGCGCGUGCAAGCACAUGCGUGCCCUACAAGCGCUCCAGCGUCCGACGUCUCACUGGGACGAUAUUCUCAUAUUCAUUUUAAGCGCUAAACUCGACACAACCACUUUGCGAGAGUGGCAAUCGUCUUUGGAAGGCACGGAACUCCCGACUCUGAAGCAGUUCAUCGAGUUUAUGACACACCGUUGUCAAAUGCUAGAAGCGACAAGCAGAUCUCUCGCUGUCUCUGCUAAAG
This is a messenger RNA of Cyphomyrmex costatus, 5119 nucleotides long. RefSeq lists its product as uncharacterized. Gene Ontology annotation, molecular function: nucleic acid binding. The record is from RefSeq and is a predicted model, not a curated record. The transcript has 3 exons. Lineage: Eukaryota; Metazoa; Arthropoda; Insecta; Hymenoptera; Formicidae. The annotation marks the transcript as partial. Gene Ontology annotation, biological process: DNA integration.